This is a messenger RNA of Penaeus monodon (black tiger shrimp), 499 nucleotides long. RefSeq names its product pro-resilin-like. Gene Ontology annotation, cellular component: extracellular matrix. The record is from RefSeq and is a predicted model, not a curated record. Lineage: Eukaryota; Metazoa; Arthropoda; Malacostraca; Decapoda; Penaeidae. The coding region runs from base 31 to 408 and encodes 125 amino acids. The transcript has 2 exons.
GUCAGUCUCACUGCAGUCCCAUCUGACAACAUGGCAUUCAAGGUAUUUGCUCUGGCCGCCCUUGUGGUCGUCACAAUCGCCCGUCCAGAUAACCCGCCCACAUAUGCUUACUCCGCUCCCACACCCUCUUACGCACCUGCCAAGUACGACUUCAACUACGCCGUAAAUGACCAAUCAUCUGGCAACGACUUCGGGCAUGAGGAAGCCCGUGAUGGCGACCACACACAGGGAUCCUACUACGUCCUUCUUCCCGACGGUCGUCUGCAGAGGGUCACCUACACUGUGAAUGGAGACUCCGGUUAUGUGGCCGAUGUCACCUACGAGGGACAGGCUCAGUACUCUACCCCACAGGCUUCCUAUGGUCCUCCUCAGCCUUCCUACAAGCCACCCACCCCCUCCUAUGCUUAAAAUAUGUUAGUCCGGAUAGUUAUCGGUCAUGUUUUCCAAGAAUAUUUAUUGCUCGUAAAUAUUUAUAUAUAUAAUAAAAUAGCAAACUCAA